Cryptosporidium ubiquitum is the source of this 867-nucleotide messenger RNA. RefSeq lists its product as uncharacterized. Lineage: Eukaryota; Apicomplexa; Conoidasida; Eucoccidiorida; Cryptosporidiidae. The coding region runs from base 1 to 867 and encodes 288 amino acids. The transcript has a single exon. The record is from RefSeq and is a predicted model, not a curated record.
AUGAAUUAUGAGAAUCGUGAGUAUUUUAAGCCCUUCAUCCUUUCUACAUAUAAGAACUAUCUCAAUCUUUCUCUUGGAAAGACCCUUCAAAUAUGGAGUAUUAUUGGUAUUAUCUUUAGUAUAUUAAUUUACAAAAUUAUUUUCAGGAACUUCAAUGGCCUCCCUUUUCUAGUCUAUACCUCAGGUACAACAACUUUAUAUUAUUAUUACUUUACAAUACUUUCUUCAUCUAUAUUGGCGUUACUCACAUCCAUCUUUUCUACCAGAAAACUUGCAAUCUCAUGUUUAUUUUUAACUCUAAUCAAUCUUAUAACCACUAUAAUUAUGCUUAAAGAUAUAAACCACAUUUUUGUUAAUGAAUCUUCAUAUGGAAACAAUUGUAUAUUUGAAUCCGAAUUUUUCCGAGAUUGGAAGAGGCCUUUAUUAGCUCAAUGCUCAGAAAGCUACUCCAAAAUCUGUAUAUCUAAUGAUCAAUUCCACAGUAAUCAUCUUAUUAAAAAUUGUGGUAUUUUAAUACUCGAAGAUGACUCAAGCUGUGACAAUUUUCAGGAUUACCUUAUUUCUACUGGUGUUAUUGACAAGUUUGUCAAUAUUUGUAUUAGCCCUUCAAACUACAAAUAUCAGGUUUAUCUAACAAUUUUCAUCAUAUAUGUACACUACCUAUUCAUAUUAAUUACUACUCCAGUUGGAGUCUGCAUUUUGAGAGUAAUUUAUUCCAUUUACUGUAUUGUUUCCGUUGGAGGUACAGGAUGGGAACAUUUUUCAGCUGAGGAAUUAUUGCUUUCACCUCAAGUUGGAUUGUUAAAUGAGAACCCAAUCAUCCCUUUUAGAUACUCAUUAAAUGGUAAAAAUUUUUUAAGAGUUUAA